This is a messenger RNA of Glarea lozoyensis ATCC 20868, 429 nucleotides long. RefSeq lists its product as uncharacterized. Gene Ontology annotation, molecular function: oxidoreductase activity. NCBI's taxonomy places the organism in Eukaryota, Fungi, Ascomycota, Leotiomycetes, Helotiales, Helotiaceae. The transcript has a single exon. Bases 1 to 429 code for a protein of 142 amino acids. The record is from RefSeq and is a predicted model, not a curated record.
AUGCCUUACACAAUCACCGCAUCCUUAUGGCGUGAGCCUGGAACCACCCCGGAAUUCUUCAAAAAUUACUACAAAACAAAAGACAUCCCUCUCCUCAUGAAAAAAGUUGGAACUCCCUUUCCACUCCCACACACUCGCCACUGUGUUACUCGCACUCCGGCCCAACCUGCAUCCUCGGACAAUUCAAAUGCCAACUACCAAGCCACAGUAUACGGAGGAACAGUCGAAGAUUUUGAUUACGACGCGUACUCGGAGAUGGUUUUUAAGAGGUUCGAGAAAUUUGGAGCUUUCGCUGCUAAGUUAGCGGAGGUUGAGGCGACUGAUGAGGAGUGGAACCAGGAUAUGGCAAAUUACUUGGACGUUAGUGAGAAGGCGAGGAGGAUUGUUGUGGUGGAGGAACCGGUUGUUAGUCACCGGCCUGAGGCUUAG